Messenger RNA from Aspergillus tanneri, 3324 nucleotides. Its product is annotated as putative mRNA-nucleus export ATPase (Elf1). Lineage: Eukaryota; Fungi; Ascomycota; Eurotiomycetes; Eurotiales; Aspergillaceae. The record is from RefSeq and is a predicted model, not a curated record. The transcript has 2 exons. Gene Ontology annotation, molecular function: ATP binding; ATP hydrolysis activity. Bases 1 to 3324 code for a protein of 1107 amino acids.
AUGCCGACUGCUGUAUCCAAGACCCCCUCCUCAGUCCCUCCGACCACGGAGGAAAUAUCCUCCCUCGUCAAUACCAUCUUCACGGCAGAGACCUCUCAGCAGUCUCUCGAUGCCUCGUACGCCCUGACGAAUCUGCUGAUCCAGAGCGUCGGAUGCCGCGCCUUCCAAUACUACCCGAUCCUGCAGGAAGUCAGGAAAGCUGCCACAGAUAAGAAGAAUGGUGCCAAACGAGAGAGUGCGAUGUUGAUCCUGGGGGCCCUACUGGAGCUUUUCCCCCGGCAGCACCCUCUCAGCGAAGUGGUGUUUUUGCUGCAGGACGGCGGUGUGCUGCACCUGGCCCUGGAUGCCCUCGCUGACAAGGGCGCCGUCGUGCGCGAGGCCGCUCAGUAUGCGAUCGAUGCUUUGUUCGCCUGCCUGAAGCCCGAAUCGAUGGUCAACGCACUCCUCCCCGCCCUCUCGACCUAUCUCAGCAAGGGGUCAGGCAAGUGGCAGGGAUUCGUUGGGGCCUAUUCCCUUAUUGAAAAGAUGGCAGUCAAAGCCCAGAUCGGCACCGGGACCCGGCAGGAGGAGCUUGAGAAGGAUUUGCUGCGCGAGGCAAUGGGCAAAACACUGAAGGACCUGAUCCCCUUGGUGGAAUCUGGCAUGCACGACCUGAAGAAUGAGGUCGCCAAGCAGUCGAUCAAGGCCAUGAACGCUCUCACCACCCUCCUGUCCAACGACGAUGUCGCCCCUCGAAUCCCCCUGCUCAUCAAGACCAUGGAGCAGCCAUCGGAGCAGACCCUGCAGAACGCCAUCCACGCCCUGUCUCAGACCACUUUCGUGGCCGUCGUCACGUCCCCCGUCCUCGCUUUGCUGACGCCUUUGCUGGAACGUUCCCUGAAUGCUCCCACCACCCCGCAGGAGACCCUGCGCCGGACUGUGGUGGUUGUGGAAAACCUGACCAAACUGGUCCACGAUCCGGCCGAAGCGCGCACAUUCUUGCCCAAACUCAAGCCUGGUGUGCAGGCUGUCAAGGACCGGGCCUCACUGCCUGAGGUUCGAGAACUUGCCACGCGCGCGCUGAAUGUAAUCGAAAAGGCCAUGGGUGAUAAGGAUGUUGCCGCGGGAUCUGUCGUUAAGACCACUCCGGAAGAGGUUCUGGCUGUUUUGGAUGCCCAGAUCCAGGCGAAUGGGGGUCUCGCUGUUCCGGAACAACGCACUCUGUUCGAGCUCGGCAAGAACUAUGUCGCCGAGAUGGUGCGUGAAGAUGUCAACUGCCGCAUGCAUGAUAGGAUCCCCGCUUGCAUCGCCCCCUACCUCCGCGGAUUGCUUCAGGAGGAUAAGCAGGAUGUCGUUGCCGAGGCGGUGCAGGCUCAUUUCAUCGAAGAAGAUCACCGCAAAUAUGGCCAACCCGAACCGGACGACCCGAACGAGGUGGAGAUCGUUAACGCCAACUUCUCCCUUGCCUACGGAGGCAUGCUGCUCUUGUCCCACACGAACCUCCGCCUCUUGAAGGGCCACCGCUACGGUCUUUGUGGCCGCAACGGAGCCGGAAAGUCCACUCUGAUGCGAAGCAUCGCCAAUGACAAGCUGGAGGGCUUCCCGCCACAGGACGUCGUGCGUACAUGCUUUGUGGAGCACAACCAGGGCGAAGAUGCGGACCUCAGCAUCCUCGAGUACGUCUCCAAGGACCCUAAGAUUGCCGCUGCUGGCCAGGAACACAUCCGGAGCGUCCUUCUGGAGUUCGGCUUCACCGAUGGCCCGGAGGGACGUCAGUCCCAGGGGGUGGGAUCUCUGUCUGGUGGUUGGAAGAUGAAGCUGGCACUGGCACGCGCCAUGCUGAUGAAAGCGGAUGUGCUACUGCUAGACGAACCCACUAACCAUUUGGAUGUUGCCAACGUUAAAUGGUUGCAGGAUUAUCUAAAGAAGCACACCGACAUUACCAGCUUGAUCGUCAGUCACGACUCAGGAUUCUUGGAUGAAGUUUGCACGGAUAUUUACCACUAUGAGGGCAAGAAGUUGGUCUGCUACAAAGGUAACCUGGCCGAUUUUGUCAAGGUCAAGCCCGAGGCGAAGGCCUACUACACCCUGUCUGCCAGCAACGUCUCGUUCAAGUUCCCUGCCCCCGGUAUUCUAGCUGGUAUCAAGUCCAACACUCGCUCGAUUCUGCGGAUGACCAACUGUUCCUACACCUACCCGGGGGCCAACAAACCGUCUCUGGUCGAUGCGUCGCUGUCGCUCACUCUGUCGUCCCGUGUGGCGAUCAUCGGAGGCAACGGAGCUGGCAAAUCGACAUUCAUCAAAAUGCUGACCGGUGAAACCAUCCCUCAGAGCGGAAAGGUGGAGAAACACCCCAAUCUCCGUAUGGGAUACAUCAAGCAGCACGCUCUGGAGCACGUGGAGAUGCACUUGGAGAAGACCCCGAGUCAGUACCUGCAGUGGCGUUAUGCCAACGGAGACGACCGGGAGGUGUUCCUGAAACAGACCCGUAUCCUCACCGACGAAGACAAGGCCCAGAUGGAGAAGCCCAUAGAUCUGGGUGACGGACGCGGACCUCGCCGCAUCGAGGCACUUAUUGGUCGGCAGAAGUACAAGAAAACCUUCCAGUACGAAGUGAAAUGGGUUGGCCUCCUUCCCAAACACAACACCAUGAUCUCCCGGGAGACAUUGAUCGAGCUGGGUUUCUUCAAGAUGGUCCAGGAGUUUGACGACCACGAGUCCUCGCGCGAGGGUCUCGGCUUCCGCGUUCUGGACCCCAAGGCGAUCUCGAAACACUUCGAAGACAUCGGGCUGGACCCGGAGAUUGCGAACCACAACCAGAUCUCUGGUCUGUCGGGAGGACAGAAAGUCAAAGUGGUGCUGGCGGGUGCCAUGUGGAAUAACCCUCACUUGCUGGUGCUGGACGAGCCCACCAAUUUCUUGGAUCGCGACUCGCUUGGUGGAUUGGCGGUGGCCAUUCGGGACUUCAAGGGUGGAGUGGUCAUGAUUUCCCACAACGAGGAGUUCGUGGGGGCCCUCUGCCCGGAGCAGCUGCACAUUGCCGAUGGACGCGUGGUGUCUCGAACCAACGCCGCCGUGUCGCUGGACCGAUUCGAGGACAGCGCCACCAACUCGCCGCAGGCGGGCAGCACGGCGGCCAACUCGACGACCACCAGCGCCGCCGCAUCCGCUGUUAACUCUGGCGCCGAGGACCAGGGCGAGCUCAAGUUCAAGGCCAAGAAGAAGAAGAAGAUGACCCGUGCGCAGUUGAAGGAGCGUGAGGUGCGUCGUCGUCUGCGACACAUUGAAUGGUUGAACUCGCCCAAGGGAACGCCUAAGCCUGUUGACACCGACGACGAAGCCUAG